AAAACCCCUUCAUCUCUCUAUUCUAGACCAAUCCAGAUCCAUCCCGUGCGACUUUCCUCCAGCCAGCAAUGGAGUUCCGAUCUCAUGCGCUGGCCGCUGCCGGCGCCGUCCGCCCCCAAUGCUUCGGGUGCCUUCUGCCGCCGCAGCCACCACCACCACGACCUCGUCUCCUCUGCCCCCUUUCCCGUCUCUCCCCGCGUCUUCUCCGGCCACCUCCCGCAUCUCCUUGGACGCCGACCGCUGCAAGUACGCCGCGGGGUACGCGCUGCACAUCCUCGCCGGCGGCGGCGCCACAUGCUACUCACUCUUCUCCAUCGACACGCUCCACGGCCACCCCCUUCAGGUACGCGCUGCUCCCUGAGGACAUCCACACCGUCUGCACGAAGCUGGGGUUCAGAUCGCCGUCAUCGUCGCCGCCGGCCAUUAAUCAGUUCGCUAGGAUGAGGCAUGAAGAGAUUGGCUAUAGACCAGGCAGGAGAAUAGGGGGUAGGAAAAUGCAGAAAAUUGCCAGGCAAUAUAUGUUCUCUUGCAUGUUUGAAUCCUGAUUUGGAUUAUCCUACAUAUUUGAAUAUUUUUAUCAUACCAAUUAGCUUUUUAUUUUUUCGUGAGUAUAAUGAUAUGCCUGAUGCCCAAGGUUGUGCUUUUCCUCCUCAUAGUCCAAGUUACUCGAAAAUAGAUAUCAUAGCCCUGGAUUUGAUUGCAGUAGAAGUAUCAUAGAUUCAUCUCCACAUAUACCCCAUCUGUGGGUGUCAAGCCAAUCACCCUGAUUCCUAUAUGCUAGCCUGAGUUGUGAAUCGUUGUCUCCUUAGGACUGUUAACCUAGAAAUUCUCAAAAUAAGCAAAACAUCAAGCCCUUGAUCAUGUGGAUCCUUACUUCAAAAAGCAUGGAUGUGAUCUAAUAUAAGCUUAUUCUUUGAUUUUCCACCGAGAUUCCUCACGCUGUGCACAGAUGAAGGAUGUUGGGCCAUUUAGAUGCCUUCUUCAGCGCGCCGUCAUCCUCUCCUCCUCUAGCCAACAUCGAUGGCAUUUCGGCAUCGAUGGCAUUUAUAUGCUGCUUGAUUCCCUGGAUUCUGGAUCUCCUUGGGAAAAAGUAGGUGAAUGAUUUUCAAAGGUGCAGAUUAAUAGGGCAUGAUAACCCUGUUUUUAUUCUUCGGUUUAUUUUGAUCCCAGGCAUUAGAAGGAUUUUCUUUUUGACUGUUACGCUGCUCUGCUAGGCAUUAGAAGGAUUUCAUUUUUUACUGGUACGCCUGCUCUGCACCAUUAUCUAAAUAAAAUCCUAAGAAGAGUACGUCUGUAGCUAGCUUUCACUUGCUUCUGUUUUGGGAAAUGUAGCAACAAUACAGCAUGUACUCCUAUGUCCUGCAUUUGAACGUGAGAAGAAACUGAGGCACGCCCUACUGUAUUAAUACCGGUGACCCAUAUUCAGCUAAUUGUUUUACACACUUUUGUAUGGGCACUGUUUAAUAUCAUACUAGAUUUAUCAUUCCCCGCAAAAAUAAUAAUAUAGGGUAUAUGAUUGUCCAGUAAAAUAGAGUAGGCCAAUCUAUAGGCUGAAGUAAGUUAGUUUUGUUUUAUUCACAGGAGUGCACGUGUUUUAUCACUCACUAAUUAUAUGGGGUUUUCACACAUACAAGUGAUGCAUUUAAAAGAUUUUGAGAGGAAAUAGGUUGUUUUUUAUUGUGUUUCUUUUCAUAGAAAUAAAAGUCGGUUUUCAGAGGGACGUUGGUUUCAGCCUUGGCCUUCUAAAGUUGAAAGAUCACGCUGUUUUAAUUACUUCUGGAGGAUUCCUUCAUUUUGAGAAAGUCAAUAUCUCAGCAGCAAGCUGGCAACUUGGCCAAUGAUGUUGGACGAACCAAUUCUUUUAGACUCAAAUUCUUGGAUUGGUGCUGUAUAUUCUGAAUUUCUUUUGUGAACAAAAGUGAGGAGUGGGAGAGGAUCUGCAAUUGUGAAAUUUACUUGUUUUCAUUGGAAUUGUCUACUAAUUAUGAAAUGAUUUUUAUUUCUUCUGGAUU
Aegilops tauschii subsp. strangulata is the source of this 2012-nucleotide messenger RNA. The record is from RefSeq and is a predicted model, not a curated record. Lineage: Eukaryota; Viridiplantae; Streptophyta; Magnoliopsida; Poales; Poaceae.